This is a messenger RNA of Xiphias gladius (swordfish), 1514 nucleotides long. RefSeq names its product caspase-8-like. Gene Ontology annotation, biological process: negative regulation of extrinsic apoptotic signaling pathway via death domain receptors; proteolysis. Gene Ontology annotation, molecular function: cysteine-type endopeptidase activity. NCBI's taxonomy places the organism in Eukaryota, Metazoa, Chordata, Actinopteri, Istiophoriformes, Xiphiidae. The record is from RefSeq and is a predicted model, not a curated record. Bases 268 to 1428 code for a protein of 386 amino acids. The transcript has 6 exons.
UGCGUUACCGUGUCCUCGCCCCGGCACACGGCCACGACCACAGCCCCAAGUAGGCUACCGUCUACCUCGCGUCACUCUGGUGUGCUAGAGGGGACGAGGCUCAUCACUGCCGCCCUCUCGCUCGUGCUGGGAAAACACAGCCGCAAUUACUGCUGGCGGCAAACAGACCCCCUCUAAUUCAGUAGUGGCGGCUGCUACGAAUUCUGCUCUUCAAGUAACACUCCACCUGAAGUACUUCCUGGAGGGAGGACAUCCUGACAAUUCGGCAUGUCAGCCAAAGACACAUUGAGGCGCAAUAAAACAGCCAUCCAUGAGACUUUAUGUGGAGACUACAGGUUAAUCCUCAACAAAGUUCAUGAGAGAAACCUGAUAACUGCACGUGAGUACAACAACCUUAAAAGCAUCAACAAAGAAGAUGUAGAGGGGCACGUCGUUGAGCUUGUGGAUAAGAUCAUGAAUAAAGGAGAGGACCUCUGCCAGGAUUUCCUGAACCUCCUGCAAACCGACAAGGAAAUUGAAACAACUUACCCUGAGCUGAAGAACAUACAACUGAAUGACACCUUCCUUUUACGCCAGCCCAUCCAAGCAUUUUCACGUGACAACAAUGAGAGCAAGAGGCAAAAGAGGGAGGAGCAGUACCUGUUGAAUAGUCAGCCCGUCGGCCUCUGUGUGAUCAUAAACAAUGAGAAUUUCAUGGAUGGCACAGUGAGAAGUGGAACCAACAAAGAUGCUCAAUGUUUGGCAGAGGUGUUCAGCUGGCUGGGGUUCAGAGUGCUGAUGUAUAAAGACCAAACCCAGGACCAAAUGGAUCGGGCACUGAAGUGCUUAGCUUCUCUGAGCGACCACUCUCAGCUGCAGGAGUUCAAUGUUAAGGAGUGGAUCGGCAGCAGGUUCAUUGAUCUUCAGCAGACUCCUAAGCAUGGCGAUGCCUUCAUCUGCUGUAUUCUGAGUCACGGAAAAAGGAGUGUAGUCUCCGGGACUGAUCGGAAGCCCCACUCCAUUAAACAAAUAAUUGCAACUUUCAAGGCGACCGACCAGUCAGCCCUCACCGGCAAGCCUAAAGUGUUUCUGAUCCAGGCCUGCCAGGGAGGGCAGAUACAGUCUGGAGUGCCAUUAAAUGGUCUGGAUGCUGAUGAGUCUCCUUCACUAUUCAUCCCUGAAGAAGCUGAUGUUCUGGUUGCUAUGGCCACGGUUGAAGAUCAUCUAUCAUUUAGACACAAAACAGAUGGGAGCUGGUUCAUCCAAUCUCUGUGUCAGCAGCUAAAGGAGGGUUGUCCAAGGCGUGAAGACAUCACCACCAUUCUCCACCGUGUGAACUAUGACGUAAGCCAGAAAGAAGGCUCCGGGGAGCCUGGUGCAGUAAAGCAGAUGCCUGAAGUUAGGUUUACCCUGAGGAAGAGACUUGUUUUGUCACCACAUCUCACCUGAGGCGUAGACUCCAUAAAUCAUACAAACACAGUACACUUUAUGUCCUAAUUAGGGAUGUAUAAUAAAUGGAAUUUUUACAUUCGAAA